GCGCGUGAUUGUUGGCCCCCCCGUGAACGCGCAGGCGUGCAGGCAGGUCUUCUGGCGGCAGUAGAGGCAUUCACGGCGGGCUCCGCGUUUCGGGAACGUCAAUCCACCGUUCCACAUCGCGAACGAACGUCGCGCUUGCGUUGCCACAGAGCGGGAAGGCUGGGCGGAAGUUUGUGGAGGUGCGCUCGACCGAACUCGGAAGAGUCGACGGCUGCGGCAAAUGCACAGGUGGUGCCGUUGAACACGGUCGUUUCGAACGUCGGGGCAGCGGUUACGUUUUGACAUCGCCCUGCGGGUACUGCCAGUUGCGGCUGGCUUUCAAACCUCCCGUGGUGCGGCGAAGUUGAGUGCGUGUGUGAGCGCGCGCGAUUGAAGCCUUGUGGUCAGCUCGCCUUAGAAGAAAAGAAAGAAACAUCGAACACUUCUGCUCCCAAGCUUCCUGUUUUGUGCGAUUAUCCGGAAUCGAGGCAGUCGAGAAGGAGUACAGCAGACGUUCUGGUGCAGCCGAGUACCCUUCACCGAAGAUACAACAACGUGAGAAGCGGAGGAUGGAUUUAAAACUCGUCUGGUUCUUCUGCUCCCUGUGGACCCUCGCCCGGUCCAGCUGCAAGACUGAGCAGGCCAUCCAGGACACCAAGACGUGCGGCAGCAGCUUCAAAAGCCAGCUGGCGCAGCGGUCGUUCAACCGGUCUAAUCCGGAGGACUUGCACCAGGCGUGCUGUUCCAUGGACCAGCUGGAGCGAUGCUUGCACCAGGCGAGUGCCGAGGCCGGCUGCAAAGAAGAGGUGUCUGUGCUGGUGCAUACCCUCACUCAGACAGCCAGGGAUCUGCUGGGAGACGUCUACGAUACGCACUGCCAGUCUGACUGCAACGGAACCACCAGGGCCAUUUCGGCAUCGUGGAUUAAUACCCUCUUCUUGGCCGGCUGUUCUCUGCUCUUGCUUCGCAAAGGCGUGGUCGAGGCAUCCUGAUUAUUUCUGAUCCCGUCGCAGGAGUGGUGAAAGGCGAGGACAGCUCAAAACCAAAGUCUAGCAGAUGAUUGUGCGGUGGACGUGGCGGCAAGAUUUUACAAAAACAAGAGAAAGGAACAAAAAACCGGCCUAUAGAAAGUUUCGGCUUAUCUAGCUGUGGCGUUAAUGGAAAAGCUAUGAACAAACAAUGAAAGAAAACCGCUCGAAGCACGUCAUCUGCAAAAAAAGGCGAUGGACCGCAAUGCGGCUGUCAACUCAGAUGCUGUGAUUUCCAUCACGACGCCGAAGAGUUGUAUAGAUGAGAACAAAACGCAAAAUCGCCCCAGGCUGGGGUACUUGUACGUGGCCAUGGUUACACGCAUGUCAAUGGUAGAAUUUAAAAAAAAAGCUAACCAGAAAUUGAACAUCACAUAUAUUAGUGCGGUAUCACGUACGUGCCUUGCAUUUCCCUGGGAAAAUUCCCCUCCACUCGAUGCGCUCUAAAUGCGUACCUUAUCACAAAAUAUUCCUAGUUUUUAAAGGUUCUAAUACUGUGUUUUUAACUGCAAUGUCUCUUUAGGUAUUAUUUCAGCGUACUUACGUUGUACAGGUCUUUAGCUGCCUCUGACCUUCCAAGUGAAUCGCAGAAAUGAAGUGUGGCGCAAGUGCAACCACGCUGUCCAAACAUGCGUCAAAAGAUUGCCUUUCGUUUAUCGCAGCCAGGAAUGGCUCAUGCUUCAACCGCUUCUGCGUGGGGGCCCUUGCCCUAACACUGACAUGUUCGUGCAACGCAACAUAUUUUCAUCCCAAGCGGCCCAGCAAGGUGCUGUACAUCGAUCGACGGCGUUUGCAUCAUACAUACCAUGUUCCACCCUGUGCAUUAGUUGCACGUAGUACAUCGUUCCUGGUGGCGUUAGUUUGCUCAUUAAAACUUACCCCUAUAUUCAAGCAACAAAUGUUUCUUUAUACAUCCCCAUAAAGGCACGACUCAACGGCAUCCCGGUUCUUUUACGCAGCCUCGAAGAAUGUGCGUCUGAAUGUGUCGCUACUAAGUGUGCAUGACAACUUCAUGAUUGUUGUACAUCUCAGCUAAAAGUGAGGACACAGGAACAGGCACGAAAAUACGCAGCGCACCGCUCACUAUCGUAAUCAGGAGGUCGAACCUGGAGGCAGCUGUCUGCCUCCUUAUUACUCAACGAGUUGAUAGCGCCCGCGACAUGUACGUGCACACGGGUUUCUUUCACUAAAUGGAGUAGCUGUAGCUGUUUUAUUUAUUUUCCUGUGCCUAUUCGCUUAAGAGAACGUAAACAAUGUGGGCCUCACCUGUUGUUUCCGCAACCUGCGCCUUCAGUUUUUCUCGAGGCACUAUGGAAGCAAACGCCCUGUACUCCUUGCUACAGCACAUCUAGAAAACACGGCAGACAUCCACUGUGAAGACGUUUCAACCGUAUGUCACAACAACACGCGGUAAAAGAGUGGUGGGCGUGUCAUUGACACUGUGGCAAUGAACGGUUUUCAAUGUCAGAGUGGGCGUUCUGAAGACACGCCGCGCUGCUUCAUUAAUAGCGAGGCUGCCGGCGAUUGCUCAGUGAAGUGAAUGGCGAUCACACGACCCACUGACGUCCUAGCCUCGCCCGAAGAUUCUGUUUAUCUCUGCUUUUUGUUUAUUUAUUUUUUUGCCAGACUAACCUGUGUGCUUUGGAAAGACGGCCAGUGUGUCUGUGUGUAUAUAGCUGUCAUGAAAGUGGGAUGCCUUGUGACGUAGUAACCAGGGGCGCACUAAGGACGAUGCUAAUUUUAAAAGUUAAUGUCGUCAAAAAAAAUGAGCCCAUUAUUUUUGGCAGGGUAUUUCAAUGCGCCCCUGGUUGCUACGAAGCUCGUUGGGUGAAGUUUCAUCUCAAAGGAAUAUUUUUUUACAUGAUUCAACAAAUACUGUAUUCGUAUUUAAUAAAGCCUUUUAAACGAAA
This is a messenger RNA of Dermacentor andersoni, 2917 nucleotides long. RefSeq lists its product as uncharacterized. The record is from RefSeq and is a predicted model, not a curated record. NCBI's taxonomy places the organism in Eukaryota, Metazoa, Arthropoda, Arachnida, Ixodida, Ixodidae.